Messenger RNA from Electrophorus electricus (electric eel), 1368 nucleotides. The record is from RefSeq and is a predicted model, not a curated record. NCBI's taxonomy places the organism in Eukaryota, Metazoa, Chordata, Actinopteri, Gymnotiformes, Gymnotidae.
AUGUCUUUGAAUCUGUCUGACUACUUUAAGAGCUACUUUAGGGAAAACCUCCAUAAGCAGUUGAGAAAGACCACCUCUACUCCAUAUGAGACACUGGCACCACACUUUCAUCUUCUCCAGAAGAGACGGGAGAUCGUGGAAGUCUACAAUGCCAUGAAGCCACAGAGAGAGGGCUUUGAAUCUACUCUGCGGACACUGAGGGAGCAUCGGGAAGAACUGAAAGAGAAGGAGGACCAGAUGAUGAAGUACUUGCAGAAGUUUGACCACUUCCUAAAGGACAAUGAAGUUAAGCGCCGCCUAGCGGUGAGGAAGGCGAGACGAGAGAGGGAAAUGACCAAUCAGAAACAGCCUGAGCUUCACACUCUCCAGGAGGAGAUGAAGUCCUUGGUGAAAGUGCGGGACGAGCUGGCGAGGCGCGUUAAGAGGAAUGACGUUUACCACAACUAUUUAGACAAAGUGGUACAGGCCAGCAGACAGUCAAGAUGGGCCCACAUUCAAAACACUGCAGCCACGAAAACUCUUCUUCUGGGUACUGUCAAGAUCGCCAUCUUUUACCUGUACCAAAUUGUGCGCAAGAGGGCUAAAGACGCUGAAGAGACGCCGCUCGCCCCAGAGGAUACGUUCAAACAGCUAGAUAAGAUUUGGGCCUUCCUGUCUGAACUGAUCUUUGUUUGGGAAAAGGUCAGGAAGUCAGAAGCAGUGCAUCGCUAAUAGACCUGGAUUCCUGAAGUAAACUCCAUUAUCUGAGAUAAUGCAGAAUUUCUCUUUAUUUUAGCAAUUCAUCUGGAAUUGUUAAGUAGAAAAUAUAGCAAACAUUUUCAAACACCAAGCAGAAAUGAAUUUUUUUUAAAUGUUUUUUACAUUUAAUUUUAACUGCCUGUAUAGUGAAGAUACUGUAUCUUGUCCUCUCCUAUCAGAAAGAUGAUCUAUUCUACACAGUUUUCCAAUUCCUUCCACAAGGUGGCAUUGAAACGUCAGCAGUGCUUUAAAACAACACCAAGAAGAGAGAGAGUAAGCAGCUGUCAUUUUCUUAUGAAGUACACAUACAGUCUAUAAAAUGCUCAUAUAUUUUGUCCCUUUUUCAGUCUAUAUUAGGGAUACGUUUCCUCAUUGGCUAGUGUUUCUGAAAUUGUGGCAGGGCAGUUCCCAGCAGAGGUCUUAGCAGUCCCGAAUGCACUUUAAACCAUAUGAUCCUUUUUGAUCCUCACCAUGCCGUGUAUGCCCGACUAUUCCUAGUUCCUUUAUUUAAAAAAGGCACAGAGAGCAAUGCGCUGUUGUCCUCUGUAAAAAAAAAAAAAAAAAAUUGAAAAAGCAUUAGACUCAGCUGAUUCCUCCAAGCUCCACUAUAGGGUGUGGCUGCAUGUGUGU